AUGGGUUUUUUUGAUUUUUUAACCGGCGGUAAUAAAAAAGUAAAAGAAGCUAAAAAUAGGAUCAGCCAGCUUGAAGGACAACUUUCAUCAACUCAUAAUGACUUAUCAUCUACUAGGGCUCAUUUGGAAAGGUUGAACCAAAGGGUAGAAAAGCUUACAGAAGAUAAUUUGGAUCGUGAACUUAUGAUAGAUAAAUUGUUGAAGUUAGGGGAACUCCAAGAACAAUUUGCUUCAACUAAGGUUGAGGCAUUAACAAGUAAGUGUAACUUAGAAGCAUCGAGAAAAGAGGAAGAAGAACUAAAAGAACAACUUUUAAAUCGACGAAAAAUUGAAGAGGAUGUAGAAAUGAAGUUGCGAAAGGUAAUCGAGUUAGAAAAACAAGUUGUAUGUGUCAAUGAGGAAGUGUUGUCUACCAAAGUUGAUUUGGAAGCAUCGAAAAAGGAGGAAGAUAUGCUCAAUGAACAACUUUUAGGUCUAGAAAAAAUCUUAGAAGAAAUGGAAAUGAAAUUGAAUAUGGUAAUGAAGCUUGAGAAAGAACUUGAGGAUACUAAGAAUAAGGUAUUAACAACAAAGGGUGAAUUUGAAGUGUCAAAAAAGGAGGAAAAUAUGCUUAAAGAACACCUACAAAGUUGUGAAAAUUUGCAUAAAGAUAUGAACACAAAAUUGCAAAAGGUUUUGGAUCUUGAGAAGCAACUUCGGUUCAUUAGGGCAGAGGGUUUGUUUGUCAAAACUAGCUUAGAAGGAUCGAGAAAGCAAGAAGAGAGGCUUAAGAAACAACUCUUUGAAUCCGAAAGGUCUCAACAAGACAUGGGAAUGAAAUUACAACAGAUAUUGAAACUCAAAAAUGAAAUUUCAUCCUAUGAAGCUGAAGCAUUAUCCGACAUGGCUAGUUUGGAAAUCACUAAUAAGGAAGUAGAAGAGCUUAAAGAAAAACUUUCACUGCUUGAAAAAGUUCAACAGGCUGUGGUGGAGCUUAAGUUAUUAUAA
Messenger RNA from Chenopodium quinoa (quinoa), 987 nucleotides. Its product is annotated as centrosomal protein of 63 kDa-like. The record is from RefSeq and is a predicted model, not a curated record. The transcript has a single exon. NCBI's taxonomy places the organism in Eukaryota, Viridiplantae, Streptophyta, Magnoliopsida, Caryophyllales, Amaranthaceae. The coding region runs from base 1 to 987 and encodes 328 amino acids.